AUGGGGAUAGAGCCAGAGAGGAUAGAACCAAUGGGGAUAGAACCAGUGGUUAUAGAACCAGAGGUGAUAGAACCAGUGGAGAUAGAACCAGUGGAGAUAGAACCAGAAGCAGCGUCUCCAGGGCUGAAGCCGCCGCAGUGCCCUCAGUGCUCUCCGGUCCGACGGUGUGCGGCUCCACGGCGGCGCUGCGAUGAUAAAAGACGCAUAUGCGGGAGGCUCCACACCUACCGGGAGGGAACCGAGCCGAGCAGCAGCCUAACCGGAGCUCCGCAGUCUGAACCCAGCCCCGAGCCGCCGCAAGUGCCAGCAGAACCAUGUCCAGGCCGUCGGGGGGCGGAGCCAAUGAUGUCACCCGCUUCCUGUCGUCGGGGGCGGGUCCGGGGUCGCCCACCUCCGGCUCCUCGGUGUUCUCGGCCGCCAGCCAGGCCGACUGGGCCGCCAAGAGGCUGGUGUGGGUGCCGUCGGAGAAGCACGGCUUCGAGGUGAGCCGGGCUCGGUUCUCCACAAACCUC
Molecule: messenger RNA, 512 nt
Organism: Amphiprion ocellaris (clown anemonefish)
Lineage: Eukaryota; Metazoa; Chordata; Actinopteri; Pomacentridae
Product: TANK-binding kinase 1-binding protein 1-like
Exons: 3
Coding region: 1-486 (161 amino acids)
Source: RefSeq, a predicted model, not a curated record